Messenger RNA from Stegodyphus dumicola, 2267 nucleotides. Its product is annotated as transient receptor potential cation channel subfamily A member 1-like. Gene Ontology annotation, molecular function: protein binding. Lineage: Eukaryota; Metazoa; Arthropoda; Arachnida; Araneae; Eresidae. The record is from RefSeq and is a predicted model, not a curated record.
AAACGAAAUGGCGUCCAAACAAAAACUAGCAGGUUGCUGUAGCAGGGUUGGUCGCCAAAAAAUCGCCAAGUUACCAUAAUCCAAAGAUUAACCGAGCGUUAUAUUGAAUGAUUGAAAAACGUGAAUUCUUUACAUGUGUGUAAUUCUUAUUUCUGUACUGUUAGAGAAGUACCGAGCUUUAAUUUCGUUGGAAACCUAUUUCAAAGUUCUGAGAUAAAAUAUAUUUCCACGUUGUAUCGACGUAAAUCAAAUCAGUGUUCCGUCAAGUAAAUUAAUAUAUGAACUAUUUAUUUUGCAUAAAAAAAUUUACGAAAAUCCCAGUUGAAAUUAUAGCGAAACGCUUUGUCAAAAAACGAAUCUCAUAUGUAAUUUGAUUUUGUACCGUGUUCCUUAAUAUCCUGUAACCCUCGCGAUUCGCAACGAAAUGUUUCAGAUUUUAACGGUUGCCCCAAAGGCUUUGUUAAGGUAUUUUAUAUUCUUACUGAGCUUGCAUGUUACCAGUUUGACUGCCACGUUCUCUCUUGCUAAACUUUUUUUUUUGGGGGGGGGUCGUUGUAGCUUUAUGAUUAAUCAUCUUUUUUUUUUUUUUUGUACGCCACAAACAAUUCAACAGCAAAAUCAUUAAAUUUAUAAAAAGCCUUUAUAUUAGCAUAUGUUCAGAAUUCCCGAUGCUAUAUUAAGUGUUGGCAUGACCUAUUAUUAUUAUUUUUUUUCCCAGUCUCACUAAUAGUAAAGUUCAGGGUAAAAUCCUAGUAUACGGCGCAGCCUUGGCGCGAUUUUGAAAAUUAUCGCCAACACCAAAAAUAACCCAAAGAACGUCUGUAUAUACUAUGCACUAUAUACCAUCACUAUAUAUAUAGUAUAUACUAUGUACAACUAUAUAUAUUCUUUGAAUGACCCGUUUACUACUCAUCGUAUAUGUCGAGUUUUUACUGCUCAUCAUAAAGUAGCCAAAUCCCGUGUGCACCAGAUACUAGGAUUAAAUCAAGUUCAGUUUGCUAGGAUAUAAGAAAUCUCGUUGACGCAGUGAAGCUAGCUUUGAAGAAUGGUGAUACUAGCACUAUUAAAAGAUAUUUAAGUCGAGGUUACCAUUUGCAUUAUAUCUUCCCUCUGGCAAAAAAAGGGUCUCAUUGGAUUAUCUGUUCGUGCUCUAUUCUUACGAGUGAAUGAAGACUAUCUAUCUUGUGGUAAUCAAUGGAUAAAUCCUAAGGAGUCCUUAGGGAAUGUUGGCCGAAUUGCUUCUAGAAAAGGGAGCUGACCUUGCCAGCAGAGAUACAUUCGAGCGAACAGCUCUGCAUAUUGCUUGUGAAGGAAAAUCUUUAGAAAUGAUAAAGCUCCUAGCUGAGAGAUCGAUGCCAUACAUUUUUGACAUCCGUGAUGCAAAAGGCCAUAUUCCUUUAGACAUUGCUUGUCUAUAUCAUUGCCCAGAAGCUGUUCGGAUUCUCUUGGCACAAGGCAAGAGUGUAUUUGGAAAAGGUGACCGACAGGUUUUAAUAAGUACUCUAAAUAACAGCAAAGCAUACAAGUAUGCUAUUCCAAUGAUAUCUCUGCUUUUAGACGCUGGUGCAAACAUUGACGCUGCCGACGAAUCUGGGAGAACACCAAUGGUAACUGCUUUAAGACGCGAACUGGUAGGUGCAGCAAAUUCCACUGCAGAUCAAAAUCAUUUGUAUACAGAUAUUUCCAUGCUUUUGAUAGACCGAGGAUGUGAUGUUAAUAUUCCUUGGUUGAUGGGUGAAACUGCUCUGCAUAUUGCUGCUCAAAUAAACCACGAAACUUUAGUUAGAAAACUUCUUAUUUCUGGAAGUCACAUUGACAGACGUGAUGGGUUUGGGCCCCCAUUGUACUAUGCGUGUAAAAAUGGAAAACAGACAAUAGUUCAUUUACUCAGAAUUUGCGGUGCUAAUUUAUGGGCCGAAGAUUGGGAACAUCACUUCGAAUUCUGGAGAUGGAGGGAAGAAUUAAAUGAGAAAAACCAUCAGCUAUUAAAUUAUGUUUUUAGUGAAUCGAAGAAGUGUCUUACCUUACAGAACCUUUGCAAUGCAGCUAUUAGAAAUAUAGGAAAAUAUUCCACUGAACUCGGAUUACCAUCAUUGCUGGUUAAAUGACUACUAUUUCUAGACUGAUGGAAAUAUGUAGUGUAAUUUAUGGAUAUGUACUUAAAAUUGAAGUUUAUAAGUUUGCAAUUGAUAUGUGAUUUCUAAUUAUGAUUAAAUGUCUGAGGUAUAAAAUGUAAUAAAAUAGAAAAAAUAUAUAUUUAUACGUUA